Messenger RNA from Papaver somniferum (opium poppy), 753 nucleotides. RefSeq lists its product as uncharacterized. The record is from RefSeq and is a predicted model, not a curated record. The coding region runs from base 1 to 753 and encodes 250 amino acids. NCBI's taxonomy places the organism in Eukaryota, Viridiplantae, Streptophyta, Magnoliopsida, Ranunculales, Papaveraceae. The transcript is spliced from 2 exons.
AUGUUACCAGAUGAUCGAUACCUUCCAAGAGCGGCAAGGUGGAACAUCAAAGAAAUAUCUGUUGAGUUUCUAAAGGAUAUGGAGGCUUCGCAAUACACAUUCUCUAAAGAAUUUAAGGAUGAAUAUACUAUGUAUGAAAAAGAAAUGUUGAAUGAAAUUGCUCAAAGGCUUCCAGUUGAAGAAGUGCCAUUGACAGUAGAUUGGCAAGAAAAAUUCGAGGAUUUGGAAGUAAAGAAUGAAGAUUUGAGGCUGACAAUUGCAGAAAAAUGGUGUGAAUUACAGAGAAGGAAAGAGGACGGCCUCCCCAUUGAUGUGAGUAUCCUAGAAGAGCUUUUGAAUGAUAUAUAUCACAGAGCUUACCCACCUCCACAACCAAACUCGGGAGAAGAAGAAUCUAGCAGUAGCUCUGAAGAAGGGCAUGAUGAUUUGGAUGACACCGUUCCAUCAGCAACUACUCCUUUGGUAACAGAGGAUGAACAGGAAAUUCCAGAUGAUACCCAAGAAAAGUCGAAUGAACAGGGAAAUGCUACUCCAACAAUGCCUGUUAUGGGGGGCUCUGAAGAAAAUCUCACACAGUUCGAUAUUGAAGUUUCACAGUUUAAAAUUUUGGCUAGAUCUGAUUUGGAGCGAAAGGUGAAAGAGCUGCAAGAGGAAAAGAGCAUGCCAGAACCAUCACAGGUAAGUUAUAUUCUUUCUAGUAUUAGUUUAGUUUGUAAAAAACUAAAACUUGUCAGUACAUAUCUACUAUACUGA